Messenger RNA from Paramecium octaurelia, 1378 nucleotides. NCBI's taxonomy places the organism in Eukaryota, Ciliophora, Oligohymenophorea, Peniculida, Parameciidae. The record is from the annotation of a GenBank genome assembly.
AUGUCCAAAUUUUCAUGUUCAGGUCUAUAUGUAAGCAAAUAAGGAGAGAAUUCAGAAGUGAUGAUCAUCACUCAAUCUGGCGAUUUACAGAUAGUGGUACUUAUGUUUUGUGAUUAUUUAAGUCAAAAAGUGGAAAUGAAUAGAUGGUUUAUUUACCUUCCAAUUCUAUGGAUACAAUUCUUUGCUUUGCAAGAGAAGUUGAUUAAAGUAAAGUUAGGAUUCACAUUAUGUAGGUUAAUAGAGUGGAACCUUUGAGCUUCUUCAUCCAGAAUCUCAAAUUAAAGUCUCCUUCCUUCUCAAUUUAAAAGAUAUUGAAUACUUAAGAGUUCUAAUGAGAGGGAAAUAAGUUUUUUUGGAUUCUUAAAAUUAUGUUGUCUUGGGAAAACUCGCUUAUGACAUAUGUAAUUGAGGAUACUUAACAUUAGAACUCAUAUAAUCAAGGAACAGAGUUUAAGUUCAAAAGAAAGCUUCUCUUGUCUUGAAAGAUUCAGUUUCUAAGGGCAGAUUGGUAUUGUAUAUCAUAACAGUGGUAGGGACAAUUAAGAUAGGAGGCAAAGAUGUUACGACUGUUAAAAGAUUACCGUCAUAAAAAUAUAAUUUUAUUGGAGGAAAUCACAACAGAUUGUAGAUCAGUGUCAAUUGUUUUGGAGUAUUGUCAAGGUGGAGACCUUCUGCAGCUUCUGUAGCAGAAGAGUUUUGAUAUAGAUGUUCCUAGGUUAAUGUUAAAUCUACUUUCUGGUAAAAAAACUCAUUUAAUUGUAGGUUUAAAACAUCUCCAUGAUUUGGAAGUAGUUCAUCGAGAUAUCAAGUUAUAGAAUAUUUUAUUUAAAGACUCCAAGAAUAUGGACACUUUGAAAAUAGCUGACUUUGGAUUCUCUUGUCUAAAAUCUCAAAUUUCAUUUAUUAAUCCAAUGUACACUAGUAUAUACAUUCAUUUUUAGCUGUGGUACUCCUGGAUAUACAGCCCCUGAAGUAUUUAGUUAAUCAAGUAGCUAUGAUGAAAAAGUGGAUAUCUAUAGUGCAGGUAUCAUUUUCUAUAAUAUGUAUUUCUUAAUUAAUAUGUAGUUUAACAUCAAAAAAUCCUUUUGGAAAUUCUAAGAAUAUUUCUGAUCUCAUCUAAUCUAACAUUAGUGGCAACUAUAAUCAGGCAUAUUUAGAAUCAACAUAUGUUAAUAAUCCUCUUGCUUAUGAUUUACUGACUAAAAUGCUCCAGAAGGAACCACACUCAAGACCCAGUGUUGAUGAAUGUCUUAAUCAUCCAUUUUUUAAAAUCCAAAUAAAUGGUGAUUUUAGAAUGGAGGAUACUAAAGAAAUGAUAUCAAUUAAAAGAAAAUCUAAAAAAUAAAGGAGAGACACUUAGAAGCAAGGCAGAAUGUGA